GGCGGCGGCAUGGCCCGGGUCGGCCAGGCCGGCAGGGGAGCGGGCCGCCCGCGGGCGCAGAGCGGCGGCUCCCCGGGGGCCGGGCCGGCGGCGGCGGCGGCCGGGCGGCUGCUGCUGCUCAUGGUGCUGCUGCCCGGCGAGGGGCGGAGGAGCCGCAGCGGCAGGAGGCGGCGGGGAGGCGGCCGGCCCGGCGCCCCGGCCCCGCGGCUCCCCCGGGAGCGCCCGCGGCGGCGGCGGCGGCUGCUGCCCGCUGCCCCCGCCUGGAUGGAGGGUCUCCCCAGAGGAGGGCUGACCAUGAAAGAAGAACCCUUGACCAGUGGACUGACAUCCGUAAGGUCCUGGAUGCAAAGCACUGGGAUCCUGGAUGCCAACACCGCAGCCCAGAGCGGGGUGGGCCUGGCCCGCGCCCAUUUUGAGAAGCAGCCGCCCUCCAACCUGCGGAAAUCCAACUUCUUCCACUUCGUGCUGGCCAUGUACGACCGGCAGGGGCAGCCCGUGGAGAUCGAGCGCACCUCCUUCAUCGACUUCGUGGAGAAGGACAGGGAGCAGAAUGGUGAGAAAACCAACAACGGCAUCCAUUACCGCCUGCAACUGCUGUACAGCAAUGGGCUGCGGACGGAGCAGGAUCUCUACGUGCGGCUCAUCGACUCCAUGUCCAAGCAGGCCAUCAUCUACGAGGGGCAGGACAAAAACCCCGAGAUGUGCCGCGUGCUGCUGACCCACGAGAUCAUGUGCAGCCGCUGCUGUGACAAGAAGAGCUGCGGGAACCGCAACGAGACGCCCUCCGACCCCGUCAUCAUCGACAGGUUUUUCCUCAAGUUCUUCCUCAAGUGCAACCAGAACUGCCUGAAGAACGCGGGGAACCCCCGGGACAUGCGCCGCUUCCAGGUGGUGGUGUCAACGACAGUGAACGUGGACGGGCACGUCCUGGCGGUGUCCGAUAACAUGUUCGUCCACAACAACUCGAAGCACGGGCGCCGGGCGCGACGGCUGGACCCCUCCGAAGCAGCCACCCCCUGCAUCAAAGCCAUCAGCCCCAGCGAAGGGUGGACGACGGGCGGGGCCACCGUCAUCGUCAUCGGCGACAACUUCUUUGACGGGCUGCAGGUCGUCUUCGGCACCAUGCUGGUGUGGAGCGAGCUGAUCACCCCUCACGCCAUCCGGGUGCAGACGCCGCCCCGCCACAUCCCCGGCGUGGUGGAGGUGACGCUCUCCUACAAGUCGAAGCAGUUCUGCAAGGGAGCGCCCGGCCGCUUCGUCUACACAGCACUGAACGAGCCAACCAUCGACUACGGGUUCCAGCGGCUGCAGAAGGUGAUCCCCCGGCACCCCGGAGACCCCGAGCGCUUACCCAAGGAAGUCUUGCUGAAGAGGGCAGCAGACCUGGUGGAGGCCCUGUACGGGAUGCCGCACAAUAACCAGGACAUCAUCCUGAAGCGAGCAGCAGACAUCGCCGAGGCCCUGUACAGCGUCCCGCGCACCCCCAGCCAGCUGUCCUCGCUGGCCGGGAACCACGCCCACGCGGGCAUGAUGGGCGUCAACUCCUUCGGGAGCCAGCUGGCCAUCAAUAUCAGCGACUCGGCCCCGGGCACCGAGCAAGGUGUGUGCAGGGGCGGGAGCCUGGUCAGACCAGACCAGCCCUCGGUGCCACCAGCUGGUCCCUGGGGAGCAGGCUAUGCCCGCAACACGAGCAGCGUCUCGCCGCGGGGCUACGUGCCCAGCUCCACCCCGCAGCAGACCGGCUACAACACCAUCACGUCCAGCAUGAACGGCUACGGGGGGGCGGCCAUGACCGGCCUCGGGGUGCCCGGCUCCCCCAGCUUCCUCAAUGGCUCCACCGCCAACUCCCCCUACGCCAUCAUGCCCUCCAGCCCCCCGCUGGGCGCGUCCUCCAUCACCCUCCCGUCCGGCACCAGCUCCUCCACCCCCGCCGGCGUCUUCUCCUUCUCCCCGGUCAACAUGAUCUCCGCCGUCAAGCAGAAGAGCGCCUUCGCCCCCGUGGUGCGGCCGCCCACCUCCCCCACCCCCACCUGCACCAGCACCAACGGGAACAGCCUGCAGGACCAGUCUUUCGAGGACUCCGACAAGUUUCACCCCCCUGCUCGGUCGCUCCAAGGACUGGCCUAUUCCUAGACACGGCACGUCGGGUCUCAUCGUGCUGCCCAUGUGACCCGGGACUGGACCAGGACCCCGGAGGGAGCAGACCAUGCACGGGGACCGAACCUCACCAUUGACUCUGGGGCCCCCCAGGGGCUGUGGGGGGCUCGUGCCCACAGGCCCCCCCGCUCCAGUGGUGAUUCGGUGGGAAGCCAGGCUGCGGCCAGAGGGGAAGCCGUGCCCUCUAGCCAGGGGCAGUUUUCCUGCCAAGCUCCUGACAGGGCCUGGCGGCACGGACAGGCUGGGUCCCUCCACGGGAUAGUGCAAAGGGAUGGGGGCUGGCUGGGGGCAGGGGUCUCUCACUCUGACUGCACCUCCCGCUCCUUCCUUCAGGGAGCUCCCCCGGGCUGCCCCAGCCUGGCACAAGAAUGCCGCUCCUGGCCGCCCCAGGUGGUGAGCUCCCGGUAACACCCCCCGAGCAGCGCUAGGCUAGGUGUGGGGCACUGCCGUGGGGGGAAGGGCCCCUGCUGGGGAGCUCUCCCCCAUGGCUCUGCCCUGGGGCUUGAGAAGGGAGCUCAGAGAGGGCAGCUGCCCGAGCACAGGCUCUGGGGCCAGGACUCUUGGGUUCUGAUCCCGGCUCCGCCCGACUCCCUCUGUAGCCUUGGCGACCGGCUGCCCCUCUUUGGCCCCAUUUGGAAAGGGGGCUGGCAGGGGGCCGAGGGUGACUUAGUGACUGGGCCGGAUUCUGGUCUUUGGAGUGCUGGCACCACCAUGGGCCAGGCCACGGGCUGACCAGAGCCUGGCCCAGCUCACUCGCUCUGGGGGGGGGCACUGGGGCGACCGCAGGCCGCUGGCGACGUGUCCUGCGCCCCACAGCAUCCGAACUAACUGCCCAGAGUCCGGGGAAGCCCAGAGACCUGGGGGUGGGAACUGACCAUUCCCACAUUAACCAAACUUUAUUAUUUUAACGUCAAAACCCCAAACCCCAGCUCAGGGCCCAGGCUGGAGUUUGUGGGCAGAGGCUCAGGGCAAUUCGUGCCUUUUCCAACCCCCCCGGGCAUGCCCCGUCUCCUGUGCGCUGGGCAAACCCUGGGGAGAGUCGCUCCCAGCACGCCCGCUUUGUUUCCCUCCUGCCUCUCUGGAAGGGUCACCUGAGCGGGGGGCAGGAGCCGGGCAGCCAGCCGGGACGCCGGGGCAACGCAAGAGGGGCUCACGGCACCAGAACCUGCCCCGGCACAGCCCAGAGCCCGCAGCGGUCAGAGCCCGGCCCUAGAACCGCAGCUGCCGGGGUUGGCCGCGCAGGCCCCAGCCCCUCGCGCCUCCCUUCCCAGCUCGGCUCCUGGGCUGGUCGCUCAGCACCGGGAUGUUCCCAGAUGUUCCCAGCCAGCUGUGGAGCUGCCCACCCACAGAUCCCCCACAGGCUGCUUGCUGGGACCGCGGCAGCCGGCACCGGAGCAGCCUCAUUAGCCCAGGCGGGGUAGUUUGGUGUGGAGCUUGGCCAGGUCUGGGUGGGCCCAGCCCUGCGAGCCGAGGAGGAACCGGAGCCCAGGCCAGCUGCUGGUUUGCUCUCCCAGGGCCGCCUCCAACGCCCCCUGGAGUCCCUGGGCCCCCUGGGCUGGGGGUCCGGCCUCUGCCCUUCCCCGGGCCCGGGGCAGGAAUUAGCAAAGCGUGAGAGGCUCAGGCCGGCUCCGGCAAAAGGCAACGCCCUUGGUGGAGCGCACGGCCCUGCCGCGCUGGGAGAAACGCUGUGUGUAAAGCCGGCGUUGGCCUUUUCCUUUCGGCUCCGUUUUAACCCUGCAGAGCCAGGCCUGAGCCGCGGCCCCUGAGCCCAGAUGCCGAGCCGGAGCUGCCGGCUUGGAGAUGUAAUAAAUCCCCCCAGCCCCACCCCUGGGAUGUAGUACCGGGAAAGGGGGCAGGAGGGGUUUGGGGCUCCUUCGCCCCAGGUGGCAGGGAGGGGCCCAGAUUGUGUCAAUAAGGGAAAGGGAAGGCCCUGGUGCCGGCUGGGCCCCGGCUUCUCCGUGUUUCUCUGGCUGCCGGGUGGGUGCCUCCCCCACGUUGACUUUUUUACUCUGUCUGUCGUCGUCUGUGAAGCCUGUAUAGGAGCCCUGGCGCUAUUCAUGCACUGUGUAAAUGUAAGCACAUGUAAAGCGAAUAUUAGCCUCCUUAUCCACCCGCUAGGCGCUGGGGCCUAGAAUAUACUGCCCGACGCUGCCUUC
Caretta caretta (loggerhead turtle) is the source of this 4313-nucleotide messenger RNA. It is a transcript of the gene EBF4, whose product is annotated as EBF family member 4. The record is from RefSeq and is a predicted model, not a curated record. Gene Ontology annotation, biological process: regulation of DNA-templated transcription. Lineage: Eukaryota; Metazoa; Chordata; Testudines; Cheloniidae. Gene Ontology annotation, molecular function: DNA-binding transcription factor activity; DNA binding.